AUGAGAUGGUUUGACGUUCCGGGUCUCAACUUCUUGCAUACUUUGAAUGCAUUGGACGAGGAUGGGGAGUACGAGAUCGUGCUCAUCGCCGUCAAUUUCUCUCCCGCUGAAAAUUUCAUGGAGAAAGUGGCUGCGAUGCAUUUCACAGUGGAGAACAUUCGCAUCAAUCUGAAUUCGGGCAUAGUGGUGAGAAAGCCCGUGGCAUGCCGGUCUCUUGAGUUUGGGGUGAUCAACCAGCGGUUCGUGGGGAGAAAGAACCGAUACGCUUACAUGUGCAUGGCUGCUGCAGGCGCACCGGUUCCUCAAAUGGGCGGCCUUGUCAAGCUCGAUUUUGAAGCUCCAGAUGGUGUGGUAGCGUGCACAACAUUUGGGGAAGGAUGUUUUUGUGGCGAGCCAUUCUUUGUGCCUCGUACUAAUGAUCGCUGUACUGCGGAGGACGAUGGUUAUAUUGUGGUCUUAACGCACAAUGACAAUACGCAGAUUUCCAAAUUUGUCGUGAUGGAUGCGCAGUCUCCUACACUAGACAUCGUGGCAUCCGUGAAGCUUCCGCAAAGAGUUCCGUUUGGCUUCCAUGGCCUCUUCGUUUCUGCGACAGAUUUGGCUGCCGCUUAA
Molecule: messenger RNA, 612 nt
Organism: Cryptomeria japonica (Japanese cedar)
Lineage: Eukaryota; Viridiplantae; Streptophyta; Pinopsida; Cupressales; Cupressaceae
Product: zeaxanthin 7,8(7',8')-cleavage dioxygenase, chromoplastic
Exons: 1
Coding region: 1-612 (203 amino acids)
Biological process (GO): carotene catabolic process
Cellular component (GO): chloroplast stroma
Molecular function (GO): carotenoid dioxygenase activity
Source: RefSeq, a predicted model, not a curated record